Lolium rigidum is the source of this 2930-nucleotide messenger RNA. RefSeq names its product G-type lectin S-receptor-like serine/threonine-protein kinase SD2-5. Bases 218 to 2734 code for a protein of 838 amino acids. Gene Ontology annotation, molecular function: protein serine/threonine kinase activity; ATP binding. The transcript is spliced from 2 exons. Lineage: Eukaryota; Viridiplantae; Streptophyta; Magnoliopsida; Poales; Poaceae. The record is from RefSeq and is a predicted model, not a curated record. Gene Ontology annotation, biological process: protein phosphorylation.
CUCUCCCCAUUCACUUGUCCUUGCUCAAGCCUCCCAAAAUAUCUGUUCUUGCUCGCCUCACCUACAUCUCCUGCUGCUUGCCCCCACAAGGAUGCCCACUGCAAGAAUAGCAGCGAUGCCACACCCACGCUAGCAUGUGUGGAGAAACUAGAUGCAGCUAAAGGGCGACAGGGUUCUGUAAUAGAACCGACUGUUUGAGUUCAAUAUUUUUGCAGCCAUGUAUCCUUCAAAGAUCUUGAUCCUCCUCUUGACCUUCCUUAUAACCUUUUCUUCUAGACUUGCCAUAAAAAAAUCCUUUGCUUUCGAUGUUGAGCCUGGCACCAUAUGGCGAAACAAUCCGUCCCUCAUCCACAACAAUUCUUCAGAUGAUAACUUCUCCUUGCGCGUUAUACUCCCCAUGAUUUUUAUUGACUACUCAUAUGAUAAUAGCGUUCCUUCAAUUGCCUGCGGCUUCUUCUGUGCAGGGGCUGUGGCUACCUGUGAUGACUACAUCUUUUCCAUCUUUUUUGCCUCUUCCUACAGCAUCGAUGGUGCAGUUGUGGGAUACUGGGAGUCGCCCGAGGUGGUCUGGUCCGCUAACCGUGAUCGCCCGGUCAAAGAGAAUGCUAGUGUCCAACUUACUGAACAUGGGGAUUUGGUUCUCUUUGAUGCUGAUGGAACAAUGGUUUGGUCUACCCAUACUACAGACAAGUCUGUUGCUGGCAUGAAUCUUACCAGCAUAGGCAAUUUGGUGCUAUUAAACCAUGCAAAUAUGGAGCUAUGGAGGUCUUUUGAUCACCCAACUGACACACUUAUCACUGGCCAGAUUCUACAAGAGGGGCAGAAGCUCAUGGCAAGCACCUCGUUGUCAAACUGGGCCAAUGGAAAAUUUUAUGUCACCGUCCAACCUGAUGGCAUGUAUGCAUUUGCAGGAACUGAUACUCCUCUAGCAUACUAUCGGAGCCCCACUGGUGGAACUGUCACGACAAAUAGGUCAGCAUACAUUGCCCUCAAGAAUGGCAGCCUGGAGGUGUUCACUUAUUUCCGGGAUACAGAGUCACCGGAUUACCAGAUCCAGCUGCCUAGCCAUAACAAUGGGUUGGUGUUUGUGAGGCUAGACUUUGAUGGGCACCUGAGGUUAUAUCAGAUUCUAAACGAUAGUUGGGUGAGUUCAGAUGUUUUUGAUAUAACUGAUCCUUGUGCUUAUCCUCUAGCUUGUGGCGAAUAUGGUAUUUGUUCAAAUGGACAGUGCAACUGUCCUGAUGCUGCCAUCGGCCAGUCCGGAUUGUUUGAAGUAAUUGAUCCAAGGGAGCUUAGUCGUGGCUGCUUGCCAGUAGGUUCACUAUCCUGUGAUUCAACACAGAAGCCUAGGAUGCUUUCCCUUCCCAACAUCACUCACUUCAACGGUGUCUACAAUUGGACGACAAGCGAAGAGCGGUGCAAACUAUCUUGCUUGAAUGAUUGUUCAUGCAAGGCUUCCUUUUUCAACCAUUAUAACAUCUCAACUGGCUUCUGUUUUCUGGUUUCUGACAUCUUCUCCAUGAUAAGUGUAAAAGAUGGAAGUUACUGGGGAAAUUUUAGUUCUCUAGCAUUUGUUAAAGUUAGCGGAGCUACCCGUAACUUUGUACUAUCUAAAGGAGAAACAGCCAUUCUGUCAGCCGUUGGUUCUUCAAUUUUUGUUGCUUUAGUUAUUGUUGCAGUGCUUAUAGUUCUGCGAAGAAAGAGAGCAGAACCAUCAGAAGAUGAAGACAUUUUUGAUCAGUUACCAGGGCUACCCGCAAGAUUUUCUUUUGUGGAGUUGAAAUCAGCAACUGAAGAUUUCUCAAAAGUGAUCGGGAAAGGAGGAUCUGGUUCUGUUUUUGAAGGACAGAUUUGUGAUAAGCAUGUUGCUGUGAAAAGGUUAGAUAGCAUUAAUCAAGGGAAAAAGGAAUUCUUGGCAGAGGUUCAAACCAUUGGAAGCAUCAACCAUAUACAUUUGGUGAGGCUAAUAGGAUUUUGUGCUGAAAAAUCACAUAGGCUUCUUGUCUAUGAAUACAUGCCUAAUGGAUCUUUGAAUAAGUGGAUCUUCCGAAAGCACCAAGCAACCCCACUUGAUUGGAAAACCAGAUUGAGGGUCAUCACUGGUGUAGCAAAGGGCCUAGCUUAUCUACACAGUGACUGCCGGCAAACAAUAGCACAUCUGGACAUCAAACCACAGAAUAUCCUGUUGGAUGAGCAGUUUGGUGCUAAGGUAUCUGAUUUUGGACUUGCGAAGCUAAUUGACCAUGAUCACAGCAGUGUUGUGACUCGACUGAGAGGCACACCGGGUUACUUAGCUCCUGAGUGGUUGACGUCUGUUAUCAAUGAAAAGGUUGACGUGUACAGCUUUGGCAUGGUCAUCAUGGAAAUCCUUUGCGGCAGAAGUAAUUUGGAUUACUCGCAGCCUGAAGAAAGCCUUCAUCUUGUCAGCGUACUGCAGGACAAGGCCAAAACUGACCAGCAGAUGGACCUUAUCGAUCCACGCUCCACUGAUAUGCAAUAUCAUUUGGAGGAGGUGUCGCGCAUGAUGAACUUGGCGAUGUGGUGCUUGCAGGUAGAUAGCCGUCGAAGACCUUCCAUGACCGAAGCUGUGAAAAUCCUGGAUGGCGCAAUGGAUGUUGAAACCGAACUUGACUUGGAUCUUGUAAAUAUAGAAUUGAUGGUGGCAAACAGAGCAGUUCAUGGGAAGAUUGCUGCAACUCUGCAGAUAGACUCUGUUCUUUCGGAGCCAAGGUGAAUGCAAGCUCGAUCGAGGUGUGGAACAAUGAAGUCACAUUAUGCUGGGCGACACCGUUAUUUAGAUCCUACAGUUGUGAUAUAGUAAUAUCAAUAAUUACUUAUUCCCAGAUUACAUGGUUAUCUUUUCUUUUCUUAACACUGGAAGUGCCUGGAGUUUGAGGUGGCGCCUAUGUAUGUCCGGAAUGAGCUUGGUU